Messenger RNA from Metarhizium robertsii ARSEF 23, 1596 nucleotides. Its product is annotated as aldehyde dehydrogenase (AldH12). The record is from RefSeq and is a predicted model, not a curated record. Gene Ontology annotation, molecular function: oxidoreductase activity, acting on the aldehyde or oxo group of donors, NAD or NADP as acceptor. The coding region runs from base 1 to 1596 and encodes 531 amino acids. The transcript has 2 exons. NCBI's taxonomy places the organism in Eukaryota, Fungi, Ascomycota, Sordariomycetes, Hypocreales, Clavicipitaceae.
AUGGACACGAUCGCAACGCUUUGGAACGCCGACACCCCAGAUGCGGCCGAGGCUCUUCUCCAGACCACCGCCGCCAAACCUCUCCGUCUACAAAAUUUUGUGGGCAACGAAUUCUACAAAGCCUCCUCAUCCGUCGACGCGCUAGAGUCGUUCAACCCUCGGACCGGCAAGGUACUGGUUCAUGUGCCAUCUAGCUCCGCAGCAGACGUAGACCAGGCCGUCGAUGCGGCAGCCGCUGCGUUCCCUUCCUGGUCCCGGACCCCAAGGCAAGAAAGGGCGCGCUUGCUACAGAAAGUCGCCCACCUAAUCCAAGAGAACAAGAAUCUGUUUGCUGUAUGGGAGAGCAUAGACCAGGGCAAGACGCUGGCUCGGGCAGAGGCCGAGGUUGACAGAGCCGCAACGAACUUCAGGUAUGGCCUCGUCGCACCUGAUUCCCCCCUCUACGCCGUCACGAAGAACUUUGGACUAACGCCGCCCAACACUGCUACAAACAGCUAUUUCGCCCAGUUUAUUCUCCACGAGGAGGGGACCGUUCGCUACGUAGACGGCGAGUCACCCGUCAUGGCGUACGAGCACCGGUCACCAGCGGGCGUGUUUGGCCUCAUCACGCCGUGGAACAUGCCGCUGUACCUGCUGACGUGGAAGAUUGCGCCCUGCCUGGCAUUCGGGUGCGUUGCCGUCGCAAAACCCAGCGAAGUGACGAGCGUCACUGCCUUCUUACUUUGCGAGAUAUUCCGCCAAGCCAAGCUCCCUCCCGGCGUGAUCAACAUGGUGUUUGGCAAAGGGGCCACGGCGGGCUCGGCACUCGUCACGUCUCCCAAAGUCCGCGGGGUUUCAUUCACAGGCGGCGUGGGCACGGGAAUCCGCAUCCGGCAAGAUACGGCUGCCGACGUGGGCAAGCACAUCUCCCUGGAGCUGGGCGGGAAGAAUCCAAACUUGAUCUUUGAGGAUGUCGAGAUGGGCAAGGCGGUCCGUCUCGCGGCCAGGGCUGCUUUCGAAAACACCGGCCAGAUAUGCCUCUGCGGAUCGAGGAUUUACAUUCACCGCUCUCGAUAUGAAGAGUUUCUACCGGCCUUUGUGGGCUAUGUGAAGCAUAAUUAUAUAUGCGGAGGGACACUAGGGCCUGUGGUUUCAAGGGAGCACUAUUCCAAGAUACGGUCUUACCUGGCUUUGGCGCAAAAGGAGUCGGCUACAUUCCACCUGGGCUCUGUUCCCGAAGAGGACCCCCAAGGCGGAUACUGGAUACCCCCCGUGGUAUUGACGGGGCUUUCCCAAGAGAGCCGGGUGAUCCAAGAGGAGAUUUUUGGUCCCGUGGUAACUGUGUCUACGUUUGAGACGGAAGACGAGGCAAUUGCCCUGGCCAACGACAAUGCGAAUGGUCUGGCGGCGGUCGUCAUGACCAACGACGUAUCAAGGAUGCGGCGUGUUGGAGAGCGAAUCGAUGCGGGCUUGGUUUGGGCGAAUUGUUGGCUGGUGAGGGAGUUGGGGACGUCGUUUGGUGGCCUCAAGGCAAGCGGCGUCGGCAGGGAGGGAGGUGUGCACAGCAGAGAGGUGUUUACGAAUCUGAGGACCGUUCACGUACCUUCAAGUUGGUGA